UAUGUGGUACCUUGCUCAAUAGUAGUACCUGUGAGAGGGAUCUUGGAGUCCUAAUGGACAACCAUUUGGAUAUGAGCCAGCAGUGUGCAGCAGCUGCUGAAAAAGCCAACACAGUUCUGGGCUGCAUAAACAGAGGGAUAGAAUCAAGAUCACGUGAAGUGUUAGUGCCACUUUAUAAUGCCUUGGUAAGGCCACACUUGGAAUAUUGCAUCCAGUUUUGGUCGCCACGAUGUAAAAAAGAUGUUGAGACUCUAGAAAGAGUGCAGAGAAGAGCAACAAAGAUGAUUAGGGGACUGGAGGCUAAAACAUAUGAAGAACGGUUGCAAGAACUCGAUAUGUCUAGUUUAAUGAAAAGAAGGACUAGGGGAGACAUGAUGGCAGUGAUCCAAUAUCUCAGGGGUUGCCACAAAGAAGAGGGAGUCAAACUAUUCUCCAAAGCACCUGAGGGUAGAACAAGAAGCAAUGGGUGGAAACUGAUCAAGGAAAGAAGCAACUUAGAACUAAGCAGAAAUUUCCUUACAGUGAGAACAAUCAAUAAGUGGAACAACUUGCCUCCAGAAGUUGUAAAUGCUCCAACACUGGAAAUUUUUAAGAAAAUGUUGGAUAACCAUUUGUCUGAAAUGGUGUAGGGUUUCCUGCCUGGGCAGGGGGUUGGACUAGAAGACCUCCAAGGUCCCUUCCAACUCUAUUAUUAUUAUUAUUAUUAUUAUUAUUAUUAUUAUUAUUAUUAUUAUUAUUAUUAUUAUUAUUAUUAUUAUUACAAGCCGGUUACCAAGCGUCUGAAUUUUGAUCACGUGACCAGCAGUCAUUAAGUGUGAAAAAACGAUCGUAAGUCACUUUUUUCCCCAGUACUAUAGUAAUUUCCAACGGUCACUAAACGAAGGGUUGUAAGUCCAGGAUUACUUAAAAUGUGUCAAUACUUUAUCCGGGUUUUCUGAUAAGUUUCAGACUGUUCUGGAAGCUGCCGAAUAUUCCGUUAACCGGAAAAAUGCUUGUUUUUGAAAAUCCCACUUCUCGUUUGGUAGUUCCCCCGCCAUCUCUCUCUCGGCGCUGAGUUAAUUGCGAGAGUCCAUUGACAAGACACUCAGGAGGCCAUGAAUAAAAUUUACAAGAGGUCAGCAGUGAGUUAAUAGAGUUUCCGAUGCUGCGGAGUAAGAGCCAAGACGACACUACAAUUCAGAUGAAACGGCAAAGCGAGAGACGCUGAAGGAUCUUUUAUGAAGGAGUGUUUCCGUCUUUGAAGGGCUGCUGAACCGAGCCUUAAGAUGGAAGUGGCUUCUGCCACUUUAUUAAUGUUUAUUUAUUUAUUUCUAGGCUGAUUUUUAUUAUUUUUACAAAUAGCUCAAGGCGAUGAAGCAUAUCCAACACCCCUUUCUUCACCGAUUUUCCCUACAACAGUAACAACCCUGUGAGGUGGGCUGGGCUGCGAGAAAGGGAGUGGCCCAAAGACUAGAUGACACUAAAACUCACAGUCUCCUGGUUUUUGGCACAGUCACCCAGCCAGCUUUUGUGUGGAACUAGAACUCGCAGUCUCCUGGUGAUGGAUUCAAAGUCAUCCAGUGACUUUCAUAAUUAAGGCAGGACUAGAACUCACCGUCUCCUGGUGACUGGCUCAAAGUCACCCAGUGACUUUCAUAAUUAAGGCAAGACUAGAAUUUACCAUCUCCUGGUGAUUGGUCCAAAGUCACCCAGCUGGUUUUCAUGCCUAAGGUGAGACUAGAAUUCACAGCUUCCUGGUAAUUGGCCCAAAGUCACCCAGCUGGCUUUCAUGCUAAAGGUGAAUUAGAACUCCCAGCCUCCUGGCUUCUAGUCUGAUGCCUUCACCAUUAAACCAAGCUGGCUCUCUUUCGCUCCCUUUGGCUGGUUUUUGUGUCCGCCUGGCUGGCAGAAAUUGGUUAGAGACCCUGGUUCGAAAUCUCUGCGCUGUUCCAGAAAAACCACUUGGCCAAGUUGCAUGGCCGACGCUAAGCCACGUUCAUCCAGCUGCUUUAUUUUCCUUGAUUCGUUCCUUCGGCAGCCUGGUGUCUACAGGUUGAGCCGCAUCCUGAGGUUUUACACACCGCACUGGUGUCGUCCUCCCUUGUACUGUCACUGGUGUGACGACACCGCACUGGGGUCGUCCUCCCUUGUACCGUCUCUGAGAUCCCGGUUUCAAUGUCGUUCAGCGCCACCAUCUUGUUCUCCCCACCCCACGCUAAUGAAGCCAAAUGCUGCUGUUGCACUUGCAAGCAGGAGCCGGGGGCUCCCGUCACGGCCCCGCCACCCCCGCCCCCAUCGUCCCCUCCUUGCACCCCCAUCACCAUCACGGGUACUGGGCUGACGGUCCAAUCCUCGGAACAGCUGCUCCACGUUAUCUACCAGCGGGUUGAAAAGGCAGUCAGCUUAGCCGAACUGGCGCUCAGCUUGGCGAAGGCCAACAACGAAGCUCUGAGACGUCUUGAGGAAGACGUGGCGGCCCUGUGCCAGGGUCCUGUUGUGGCCCUCAAAGCCAGCCCCCUGCAGGUCUCCGAGGCGCCCGAAAACGAGGAGGAAUUGGAGACCGAAGAGUUCGGGAACGGCGUCCAGGUGGUCAUCGAAGAAUUGAAGCAGCUGGGUGCCGCGUCGGCUGCAGUGGGGCGGCCCGAACCUUUGGACUUCUUGCCCGGAGUAGCCGAGCAAUGUCCUGCAGGAGAUGCCCCAAUGCCGCCGGUCUAUGUUCCUCCUUCCUCUCCUACCCCACAGAUGGCCCAUCAGCCACCUCUCCAAUCUCUGGACGAGCCCCUCUCCUGUCCAGAGGGGUCCCCCAGCAGCACGACACAAGAGGAGGCCACGAACGGUGAACCCCAUUUCUGUGUAGGUUUCGCUGGUCUCCCUUGCAGGAGCAGAAACCUCGGGCAGAAGAACGCCAGGCGCAAAAGGGAUCUGGUCUUAUCCAAAUUGGUCCACAACGUUCACAACCACAUCGCCAACGAAAAACGGUUUGACGGCGCGGAAAGUAUUAAGUCACCCUGGAAUAUUUCGGUAGUGAAGUUUUUGCUGGAAAAACUCAAACACGAAUUGGUCUCCAAGCACCAUAAUUACACGGAUAAGGAACUAAAAGGUGCUUGCGUGGCCUACUUUCUGACCAAGCGACGCGAAUAUCGGAAUUCUCUCAAUCCCUUCAAAGGGCUUAAGGAGAAAGAGGAGAAGAAAUUACGCAGCAGGCGGUAUCGGCUUUUCGCCAACCGUUCGGGGGUGGCCCGGUUGUUGGGCUCGGAAGAGCAGCGAUUGUGGCGAGGGGUCACCGAAGAGCUGAUGUCGGACGAGGAAGACAGCGCCCGCGAAGCCGGCGUGUGGGUAGCGCGACCGCCCCGCUUCCGAGCGACGCCUCUCAGCCAGCUCUGCUACCGUCUGGAUGCCAACUCCAAGCACGGCACGAAAGCUAACCGGGUCUACGGGCCGCCCUCUGAACGGCUCCCGUCCGCCGAAGUCCAGCUUCUGCCCCCGCAGCUCUACAACCCCCAUUUUCAGGAGGAAGACCCCAAAACGGGCACCCUGGUCCACGUACCCACCCGCAAAGAUUUCGGCCCAGAGCUCAGCUCCUUUGUGGAGAUCAAAGUAGAAAAGGACCAGUAAGGACUAUCGGCUCCUUUGUACGACGGCCCGCUGAAUAAAACCAUCGUGAAGGGAGCCGGGUACUGUACAGGUAGUCCUCAGAUUACAACCGUUCUUUAGCGACCUGUUCGAACUUAGAAGGGUCCUGAAAAAAGUGACCCGCUUCCCAGUUUUGAUCAGCUGAGUGUGGAGAUGCUUACAACGGUUGUUAAGCCUGAAAAACGGUCGUAAGUCACUAUUUUUCAGUGACGUCGUAACUAUGAAUGGUCACUGAAUGAGGUGUUGUUAAGUCAAGGACUCUCUGGGCGGGCGAUUAGUGACUGUUCAAAAUUACAACAUUUACGACCUCGGCAGGAUCGCCGCGAUCACCGGAUUCAAGGAUUCAGACGUUUGGAUAACUGGCUCGGACUUACGACCGUCGUUGCAGUGUCCCGGGGUCACGUGAUCCCCUUUUGCGACUGUCUCGACAAGCAAAGUCCAUGGGCGGGAAGCCAGAUUCGCUUAACGGCCAUGUGACUAACGUAACCACGGCAGCGAUUCACUUAACAGCGGAGGCCAAGAAAGGUCGCACGACGAGGCCAAAGUCACUUAACGAAUAUCCCGCAGAGAUUUUGGGCUCCAUUGCGGUCGUAAACCCGGGGAAUACCUAUAUAUUUGUGCCUCCUGAAUGGUAGCUGUGACAGAUUUUGGGCGCCGACGGAUGACCUCCAUCAACGAGUUGCAAAUCCUUUUGGCCUGAUUCCCGUAGAUCUCCGUUUUAUUUGCAGAAAGAUUAAAUCGAUAGUUUAUAAGAGAAAAAAGGAUCAUUUUAAAAUCAUUUCAUGCGUUUCCCCGCAGUCAUAUUGGCUUAGCGCCUCCGAUGGGUGUCUUGGUGAACCCUGUCUGCCCCCUGGUGGUUCUUUUCCGUACUACAAAUAAAGGAACGGUCCAAGUGCACUUAACUUACAACGGUUCAUUUAAUGACCGUUUGAAGGGCACAGAAAAAGGACCAACCGAUAGCCGGCUUCCUUGCACUUUGGGCACCUGACAAAGGGGGAUGUAUUUAACAGAAGAAUAGAUUUUGAAAGGGACCUCGUAGGUCAUCUAGUCCAACCCCACUUGCAACCUGGUCAGCCGCCUUCUGACAAGCAAAGUCAAUGGAGGGGGAAUGCCAGAUUCGCCUAACGACGGCCUGGUUCACCUGGCGUGAUUUGCUUAACCAAAGAGGUCAUAAAAUGAGACGUGACUCGCUUAACAGUGGAAUUUCCGGUCACCGUUUUGAUCACGAGAACGACCUGGACUUAUUCGCGAUUUUUCAAUAUUGAAAAAAAACGCAUGAAAAAUCUUUUUUCUUUCAUCCUGCGGCUCUCAUCCCUGGCUAUCUGUGUUUCGUUCCUUUCUUUGUUUUUGUCUUUU
This is a messenger RNA of Ahaetulla prasina, 4968 nucleotides long. It is a transcript of the gene C4H14orf93, whose product is annotated as chromosome 4 C14orf93 homolog. The coding region runs from base 2155 to 3594 and encodes 479 amino acids. Lineage: Eukaryota; Metazoa; Chordata; Lepidosauria; Squamata; Colubridae. The transcript has 6 exons. The record is from RefSeq and is a predicted model, not a curated record.